AUCAGGAAUGUGGCUGGAUCCCAUAUCUUCCAUCACAAGCAUUUCAUACUCCUUCCCCAAGCAAAAAAAUCAAUUUGAUGACUCACCUUCAGUUCCUCUCUCUCACCUUCCAUAUUCAUAUCCUUCACUUCCUCUGUUUCUCUAGGUGAGUUUUUAUGUUUGGGCCUCAGCAGCAGACAGUCCAGUAGGCCUCCGUUAUCCUCCAUUCUCGUAAUGCAAACGGUGGUAAUGUAUUUCACCUUUUUUAACGGUAUUUUUCAUUAAAUUUUGCGUUGUAAAAAGUCAUGUUGCUUGAUGCACUCAUGCACACAGCCACCAGGUCCAGUAUCAUCAAUCCUUGUUUCUUUCUUGUUUGGUUUGGGAGAUUUUUGUUUCUUUCCAACAUGUGGAGAAGUCGGAAGUUAGGAAUGGAAAAGAACCGCUAGGAAGUUCUCCAUUUUUUGGCAAAGAAGAUUGGUCUUGGUAUGGGUCAGUGGAAUUCAUGAGGGGAAUUGGAAAGACUCCCAAAAGUGCAAAGAUUUGAAGAGAAAUUUUCAAAAUGCAAAUAUAUUAAUUUAAUUAUUUGCAUUUUAUUUUAGAUUUUUCUUCAAUUUUUGCUCUUCUGAUUGGAGUUCCUCCCUUCUGCUAAAUAUAUGUUGCAUGACAAAAAGACAACUGCUUCAUCUAAAUUAAAAUUCUUUGAAUGAACUAAACAAAACUGACCUUACCAAAAGCAAUCUUCUUUCCAGAGAAAGAGGGUUUCUAGCCUUCUUGAUAUCCAUGUAAUUUUCAUUCCUCCAUGUGUUGGAAAGAAACAAAAAUCUCCGGAGUUCUAACCUAUCGGCUGAAGAAAUAGAAAAAGAAAAAGAAAAAACCAAAGAUUGGUGCUAUAAUCGUUGCAGGUGUACAAAUGAAUCAAGGAUUUUUGAAUCCGUUUGAUAGUGAUUUUAAAAAACGUUUUCAAUAUUUCUAAUACUUAAAAAAAAGUAUCAUUCAUGUGUUAGAAAAACUAGAAAUAUUUUAUAAAAUCACUGUCAAACACACUCUUCUUUUGGUUUAUGAUUUCACAAUUAACAAAUUAAUGCUUAUUUAUUUGUAAAAUAUAGAGUAUAAUCCCUAUACUAUCCUUAGAUUUGGACUUGGAUUGAGACCCUGAUUAGACUUGAAUAACAUUGAUGAAAAACCGUAAAUGUUUAAUCUCGGAUUGAAAAUGCUUCGAACUUAUUCUUAAAUUUUUGAAAGUUUGAAGAGCUUUUUAAAUCCUUGAUACUUAAAGUUUGAAAAUACUUCGAAUUUAUGUUGAAAGCUUGAAGAACUUCUUAAAUCUUUGAUACUUAUGGAGGUUAUUGAAUCCUCAAGGCCUAAUUAAACUUGUUUUAGAGCAUUCCAAUGUUUGAAUAACUUUAUUAAUUAAUUACAUUGAUUCUUUUUGAAUCCUUGAGACUCUUAGUUUGAAAGUUUACAAGUGUCUUGUAAAAGCACGGGUUGAGAAAUCCUUUUCGGUAUUAUCUCUUAAUUUUUAAGAGAUAUUAUUAUUAUUGUGUGAAAAUAAUCCAAAAUUAAUUAAUUAAUUAAUUAAUAAUUAUAUUUUUACAAUUAUAAAAACUAGUUAAUUUAUUUUUCUUUGAUGAGAAUACUAAUAUUUUUGGUAUGCCCCAUUUAGCAUAUUUUCUUAUCUUGUUAAAUACAUGAAUUGCACUCGAUAAUAAAUUAGUGAGUAAAUUUUACGGCUCUACAAAUACCCCUUUCAAAAAUUUGUUCACAUACACAAUUUUAUAACAUUCUAAGUAUUUACUUGAUACUUGUAAUCAAUGUAAAUGUGGUUUCACUUAUUUUUCAAGAAAUUUGUUCCUGCAAGGUGGAGAAUGGUUUCCUCAUUGCCUCCCAAAAACCUAAUCCUUUCUUUUAAGUAAUGAAUAUUUGGGUAAAUGUUGGCUUUGUUUCCCUUGCCCUCAGCUUUAAGUUGUAUCAAUUAAUGUAUAAAUAUUAUUUGAAUUACAAUUAUCCUAAAUUAUAUAGUCUAAUAAGUAAUAAAAUAUGUCAAUAAAAAUGUUUUUCUACAUUUUUUUUGCUUCAAAUAUUUUUUUUUAUUUUGAAAAAAUACAUAAAGUAUUGAGCUUGUUAAGCAUUUUUUUAAUUUUUUUUUCAAGUUUUACUCACUUAUUAUUAAAACGAGAGAAUAUUCAUUAACAUAAGUUUAAUUUAAUAGACAACUUCUUAUAAUUGAUUUGAAAAAAUGAAUGCAAUAUUUUCCACUUAUGAGGUUUAGAGUCUAUCAUAUUUUUUAAAAGUGUUUUUAGUUUUAAAAACAUUUUUAAAGUAAAAAAUAGGUAUUUGGUGAUAUUUUGAAAAACACUUAAGAGGUGUUCCUUUUAAUAAAAAAAAAUACUUCAAAAUUUUUAAUAUAUUCUUAAAAUACCAUUUUCCACUAUCCUCUAUUUCUCUUUCACUCUUUACUUCGUUCUCACUCUCCUCUUCCUUUUUCACUUUCUCUUUCAUAAAAAUAAUUUCUAAUUUCUUUUAACAAUAUAAAUAUUUAUAUAUUUUUUUUAAUAAAAUUUUUUGGUUUAUUAUAAUUUUUUUUAAUAAAUAACCCUUUUUAGUAAUUUAUUAUUAUUAAAAGUGUUUGAUAUAUUAUCAAAAAAUACUUCCACUAAAAACAAUGCAGGGUUGUUAAUAUACUUCCAAUUUCCAAAUACAAUAUAUACUUUAGAAUAUCGGUCUUAAUUUUUAUUAAUGAUAAAUUAGAUAUAGUUACUUUUACUAGAUGUUAAUCAAACGUUAUAAAAUAAGAGAAUACUUUUACUAAAAAUACUAGCCUCCACUGAAAAUACUUCAAGAAGAAGCGCAAUCUUAUAUGACAUGUUUAUGCCCCAAAUAUUUCGGUCAAUUUAUAUUCAAAACUGUGAAUCAAUGGAAGAAGUUAAGUAAUGAGUCUGGGGUCCUAGGAAUCAAAGAAGGCUGGGAUGUGGAGGAGUGGCGGUGCUUCUCUUCAACCCCACUGAUCUCCUUCCCCAAUCUUCUCUCAGCAUCCUUGGCCUUUACUUUCCAUCUCAGGACCAUUAGAAGUGGCAAUUUUUGGAAUGGUAGAAAUCCAAAGCCCACCAAGUUUCUCCAUCUUCAACUUCUAGCUUGUUUUAAUUUUAAGAAAAUUUUGAUGUCUUUUGUAAGUUAUAAUAUCAAUUGGGUUGAUAACUUGUUUGUUCUUUGAUGUAGACUAUUUUUUAACGUUGAUGCAUGCAAGAAUACUUAAAAUAUUCUACAUAUCUUGAUGCUACAUGGCUAUUGGAUCAAACCACGUUUGAUUACUAAUUACAGUAAAAGGAGUCCAGAUUUCCCUAGCCAGUUGUAUCUCCAUCUCCCCCUGCCUUGACUGCAACUGCCAUUGAAAUCUGUAGAAGGGGAAUCAGAAUCUAAUUUCUUCUUCUUAUAUCCAUCUCUACCAGAUGUGGUGAGACCAUAGGGUGUGAGAGGAGAAGAGGGCUUAGAGGGGGUUUCCAUCUGUCUGCAAGCGAGGUUUUGUUAUUGUUUUUUUCCUAAUGUUUGGGUAUGUUAUGGUGUUUGUUGAUGCCUUAUUUGGCUAUUUCUAAGUAGAGCUUUUAUCCAGAGAAGCAAAUAUUGACCAGAAGGAUUAAUCUACAUGGUGGGUGAAGCUCAAAGCUCCCUUCUCCUCCAUUUCUGAUCAAGUAAAACAAGGGUAAACUGAAAAGAAAAUCCAAACAAGCAAAAGAAUCUAAAAUGACAAGCACUUGAGUCAAGAGAAACCAUUAGAGCCUGUUACUUUUGAAGGCCAAUCAUUAUUUCACUCUAGAACUGCACCCAUGUUAGAAUUUUGACCAAAGUUCUUAGCACGGAAGCCAAAUUUCUUUACAUGAAGAUUAAGCAAAGCUGGUUUAUUGCCCUCUUCAAGUACCCGUAAAAAUAACAAUGUUUUCUGACAUCUGUUUGUUCAAAGAAUGAUGUUCAGCCUUCUCCGUUUCUAUAUUGAUGCUGCACCAGCAAAUGAUGAAGCCAAAUCAAGGUCAUUGGGAGUAGGAUUGGAAGAAGUCAUUCAACAAAAGAAAGUCAAUCAACAGAGAAACCAAAAAGAAGGGAUGAAGCAACAGAAUCAAUCUCAUUUGGAAAAGGAUGGUAAGAAGCUCAGAGUUGAAAACAGCAUAGUUUUCACAAAUAAAUACAUCUACAACUGCAGGGAAGAAACAGAGAAGCAAAAACAUAACUGUUUUACAUCAAAGAGAGACCUAAAAUUCAAGGAGGAAAGGGUGAAAAUGAAAUCACAUUGUUUUGAGAUAAGUAGGGGGAGCAGAGGAAGUGGACUGACUUUGGAGGUAAUUACUAGACAUGACUCCUAUUACCAAAACAAUGUUUUUCUUUGAAGAAUUUUUGUUUCUUCUUGACGAUGAUCAUAGCUUCCAGGCAGAAGAAAGAAAAAAGAAUCUUUCCCAAAUAAAUUUUCAGUUCUAACCAAAAUUCAUCUACUCUCAAACGUUAUCACCUGUUCCAGUUUUACUUCUAGUUUUGUCAUGUCACCAGGAAUCAUGAAGAAUAGAAACCCAUCAAUUUUUUUAUCUUGAAAUGGACCCCAAGUGUAGAAAAGAAAUUAGUUGGAUCAUAAAGAAUAAGAUGAUUGCAAAUUGAUGGAACCAAAAUGAUUCUUGGAGUGUACAGGGAGUAGCACUUUUAUCUGGAAACAGAAAGACAGGAUAUUGGAUGGAUGACAUUAACUUCAUAAUCCAGAGUUGAAAUAAGGCAUGGUUUUGGAGCAUCAUUGUGCUUAACUGGAAAGAAGAGUCAGAAAAAUAAAGGCAAAGAGAUGAAGUUAAAGCUGAGAGUGAGAAAAAGCAAAAGGCUUAUUAAUUUAUGUAUGCUAUUUUUCUUUCUUAAUCAACUACUGGCCCAUGAUUAAUGAUGAUCUCAAAGGUAGGCUUUUGAUAAGGAGCUGCAGACUCAUCAAACAGCAAAGAAGACGCAAAGGGCUUGAGCUUAAGGAUGGGUGAAAGCUUAAGCAUUGAUGCUAAACUCUUCAUACUGCUCCUUAUCUUGCAGUGCAGUUCUUGGAAUAAAUAAAUAAAUAAAAACCUCUAUUAUUAACGAAGAACCAUACCUUGAUCUUGGAUGGAGGGAAACUCCUCUUAUUCCUUCAUGGCUCAUGGAAGCAUGGAAUCCAUAAGUACUUAAUUGUUCAUAAAAGCAUGGAAGUUCAUUAAAUUUGAACUUCUUUCCCUCUCCAGGCUCAUACAUACUCUUUUGACCUUCUCUGAAUCCCAUCUCCCCUUCUCUUAUCACCUCUUUUUGGCUGAAUUUCAACCCUUGUUUGUGUGAUAUCCUAAGAGACGUGCCAUGGAUUGUCUGGGCUCACUCUUAGGAAUUGCCCCCUGCUUGUGUGAUUACGCUGCCAAGCAUUCAGUUUACAUCUGCGAUCUGGAAGAUAAUCUUGAGGUAUUGAGAAAUGCAAUGGUGGAACUGAAGAAUGUAAGUGAAGAUGUGAAGAGAAGGGUUGAUCUUGAAGAGCAGCAACAGAUGAGGCGUAGAAGUGAAGUAGAUGGCUGGCUCCAAAGAGUAGAAGAAAUGGAGAAUGAAGUUACUGAAAUUCUGCAAGAAGGUGAUGAAGAAAUCCAGAAGAAAUGUCUGGGAUGUUGUCCCAGGAAAUGCUGUUUGGCAUAUGAGCUUGGAAAGAUUGUGAUAAAAAAGAUCAGUGAGGUGACUGAACAAAUGAACAAAGGGCAUUUUGACGCUGUGGCAGACAGAAUGCCUCCAGCUUCAGUGGAUGAACUGCCAAUGGAGAACACUGUGGGCUUAGAUUUUAUGUAUGAGAAAGUCUGUGGCUACCUUCAAGAUGAACAAGUAGAAAUUAUUGGACUAUAUGGAAUGGGGGGUGUUGGAAAGACCACCCUCUUAAAGAAAAUCAAUAAUUAUUUCCUGACAACAAAUCAUAAUUUUGUAGUGAUAUGGGUUGUUGUAUCCAAGUCUGCAAGCAUAGAAAAAGUUCAGGAAAUAAUUCGAAACAAGCUACAAAUUCCAGAUGACAAAUGGAAAAGCAGAAGCAGCAAGGAUGAUAAAGCCAUGGAAAUAUGGAAGGUUUUGAAAACAAAGAAGUUUGUGUUGUUAUUGGACGAUAUCUGGGAGCGUCUUGAUCUCUUACAAAUGGGGGUUUCUCUUCAAGAUGAUCAAAAUAAGUCCAAGAUAAUAUUCACAACCCGAUCCGAGGAUCUGUGCCACCAGAUGAAAGCGCAGAAGAGGAUCAAAGUGGAGUGCUUGGCACCAGAAGAAGCCCUGGCUUUAUUCCAGGAGGAGGUGGGAGAAGAAUCAUUAAAUUCUCAUCCAGAUAUAACAAGGCUUGCCAAAGUUGUUGCUGAAGAGUGUAAAGGUUUGCCGCUUGCCCUUAUUACCAUCGGACGAGCUUUGGCUUCUGCAAAGACUCUCGCACGAUGGGAGCAGGCCAUAAAAGAACUGAGAAACUUCCCAGCCAAAAUUUCAGGUAUGAAAGAUGAAUUGUUUCACCGUUUGAAGUUCAGUUAUGAUAGUUUGCAAGGUGAUACCAUCAAAUCUUGUUUCUUAUAUUGUUCAAUAUUCCCAGAGGACUGUGAAAUUAGUAGUAAUAAACUGAUAGAACUUUGGAUUGGGGAGGGGUUCUUAGCUGAAGCAGGGGACAUAUACGAAGCACGUGUUCUAGGACGUGAACUUAUUCAAGUUUUAAAGCUUGCAUGUCUGUUGGAGCCUGUAGAAACUCAGGAGUAUUGUGUUAAGAUGCAUGAUGUGAUCCGUGAUAUGGCUUUAUGGAUAAGUUCCGAAUUUGGAAGGGAGAAGAAUAAAGUUUUGGUAUAUGAUCAUGCUGGCUUGUUUGAAGUACAAGAAGUUGCAAGAUGGAAGGAAGCUCAGAGGUUGUCACUGUGGAAUAUAAGUUUCGAGGAAAUCAAAGAAGUCAACGAAACCCCAAUACCAUGCCCCAAUCUCCAAACUUUUCUCAUAAGAAAAUGCAAAGAUCUGCAUGAAUUUCCAACUGGGUUUUUCCAAUUCAUGCCUGCCAUGAGAGUUUUGGACUUGUCAGGAGCUAGUUCAAUAACUGAAUUGCCUGUUGAGAUAUACAAACUGGUCUCCUUGGAAUAUCUUAAACUGUCCCAUACUAAAAUAACCAAGUUGUUAGGCGAUCUCAAGACUUUGAGAAGAUUGAGGUGCUUGUUAUUGGAUAAUAUGUAUUCACUCCGAAAAAUUCCAUUGGAAGUGAUAUCAAGCCUUCCAUCAUUGCAAUGGUUCAGUCAAUGGUUUAGCAUCUACAGUGAGCAUUUGCCUAGUGCGUUUGCAGAAGCAUUUGCAGGAGAUAAUGUACUGUUUGAUGGAGGUCGUGCCUUGUUGGAAAAGUUGGAAAGCUUGGACCACAUGAGUGAUAUAUCCAUCAACCUAUACACAUGCCUCUCCAUCAAUAUAUUAAAGGGUUCCCACAAGUUACAGAGAUGCAUAAGGCGGCUAUGCCUCAAAGCCUGCGAAGAUUUAACCUCACUUGAGCUAUCGUCUUCGUCUUUGAGAAGAAUGAAGCACCUGGAAAGCCUUUUUGUGAAAGAUUGUCUUCAACUGGAAGUUGUACAAAUCAAAGUGGGAAAAGAGGGGAGGCAAGGAUCUGACCAUAACUUCCCCAACCCAAGCUUAGAAAAAUGGUUCCACAGCCUACAUGAAGUAUGCAUUUGGAGGUGUCCAAAAUUGUUGGAUUUGACAUGGCUUAUGUAUGCUCAGAGCCUUGAAUAUCUCAAUGUUCAGAACUGUGAAUCCAUGGUACAAUUGAUAAGCAGUGAUGAUGCAUUUGAAGGAAAUCUCAGCCUAUUCUCAAGACUCACCUCACUGUUUUUGAUCAACCUGCCAAGGCUACAGAGCAUCUAUUCACUGACCUUGCUCCUUCCAUCACUGGAAACAAUCUCUGUGAUCGAUUGUAUGAUGCUAAGGCGGCUCCCUUUCGAUUCAAACACGGCAGCCAACUGUUUAAAGAAAAUCAAAGGGAAUCAAAGCUGGUGGGAUGGCUUGCAGUGGGAGGAUGAAACCAUCAGGCAGACCUUCACCAAGUAUUUUUCAAGAUGGCAGUGAUUCAAGAAAGGAGACAUCAUACCAGGCAGCUGAGGUACUGUAGGCAGUGCUACUGCUUAUCUGUAUAUCUGAAUGCUAUGUGGGCACAGGAUCCAAAUGUUCCAUUACUGGCUAUGUGUAUAUUCACAAAGCAAAUCAACUUCCAUGUUCCAAUUUUCAAGAUUUUGCAUGAACAUUUCCCAAUUU
Molecule: messenger RNA, 8238 nt
Organism: Vitis vinifera (wine grape)
Lineage: Eukaryota; Viridiplantae; Streptophyta; Magnoliopsida; Vitales; Vitaceae
Product: disease resistance protein SUMM2
Exons: 2
Coding region: 5320-8052 (910 amino acids)
Molecular function (GO): ADP binding; protein binding
Source: RefSeq, a predicted model, not a curated record